Molecule: messenger RNA, 987 nt
Organism: Engraulis encrasicolus (European anchovy)
Lineage: Eukaryota; Metazoa; Chordata; Actinopteri; Clupeiformes; Engraulidae
Product: actinia tenebrosa protease inhibitors-like
Exons: 5
Coding region: 91-669 (192 amino acids)
Molecular function (GO): serine-type endopeptidase inhibitor activity
Source: RefSeq, a predicted model, not a curated record
CAGUAGUAGGGAGAGGUCCUGUUGAAGAUGAGGAUAUAAGUCCUGGCAUGAGGAGCCUGAGACCAGAAGCUUCUCCAGCUGAGAAGAGAGAUGGAGUUCAGGAUGAGGUUCACAUUACUGAUGCUCUGCUGCUCUUAUGCUGCUGUGGCCACAGCUCAAGUGACAGAGAUGCCAGGAUGGGCAACUCAGACAUCAGCAGGUAAACCUGAAUUAUGUUUCCUUCCCCCGGAUGAGGGAACAAGUGAAGAUGGAAUGUUCAUGAUCUACCUCCACUACGACGCUGUGAAGGACAAGUGCUACCCGUUCAAGUACUACGGCAGUGGAGGCAAUGCCAACCGCUUUGAGUCUGAAAGGGACUGCAUACGGAACUGCUCUGCCAACGCUAACACUCUAUACCCCUCCCCAGAAUCUAAGGCCUGCCACCUACCCAAGGCUUCGGGGGAGUGUUUUGGUCAGUAUCUGCGUUAUUACUACGACGCGAGAGAUGCGAGAAGUUCGUCUGGACAGGCUGUGUUGGCAACGGCAACCGCUUCCUGGACCAGCUGUCCUGCAAUAGCACAUGCCAUGGCAUCGAAGAUCCUGAGAAGCCUGUGGCGAAGCAGCUGGAGGACUUGGUGGCAAAGGCAGACGCCUGAAGAACCCACUGAUGAUGUCAUCAGCCCAAACUAAUCAAUCAUCUCUUUUCCUCUUCAACUAUCUACCAACCAUGUCUGCCACAGAGGCACUCUAUGGCACUCUAUACAUACAAUAGGUUUCCAUUUUACAAACAUUCGUGCUGUGAGGAGGGGCAAGAAGCUAAGCAGCCAACCAUGUUUGCAUUUUUUUGAGUGACAGCAGUUUCCAACAAUUAGAGAUUGAGGAGUGCCCUGUCAGGGGCGGCAGCCAGAGAUUCUUUACAAAUAGGAAACCCAUGUUUGAUGAAAUUAUUUUAUUGCUCUCUUUUCCUUCUAUAUACUUUCAAAUGAUUAUUAAAGCAUUCCAAAAGGC